AUGUGGAGAAUAGCAUUUAUCCUUAUCGGCGUACUCUUGUCGCUGGCAGAGUCCAGCUCGGUGAGCCUAAGUCGCGUCCAGUGCGAGAAGAACUCCAAGUUUUUCAGCAUCCUGAACGUGACGUCUGUGAACAGCACGAUCUCCGCGGACAUUGAGUUGCUCCAGGCCCUCAAGGCCGGCUUUCGAGGACAUGUCGAUGUGCAGCUGCGACUCAGCAAUGCGAAGAAGUUCCAGAGCCUGGUCCAAACCGACACCGACUACUGUGAGCUGCUCUCGACCCUCAAGGAUUCGCUCUUCCGGCGCUGGGUGAAGAGCGUGACCAAGAACAGCAACUUCAUGGAGAACUGCCCGGUGCCGGCGGGGCACUACUACCUCAAGGGUUGGCACAUCGACAUGGGUCUGGUGCCCUCCUAUCUGCUGAGUGGCGACUACCGCCUGAGGGCCCUGGUCUACUACGGCAAGUAUCGCACCAAGAAGCAGCUCUUUCUUGUCCAGUGCCUGGUGGAGGCAACAAUGCAUAACAAAUAG
Drosophila takahashii is the source of this 528-nucleotide messenger RNA. RefSeq lists its product as uncharacterized. Lineage: Eukaryota; Metazoa; Arthropoda; Insecta; Diptera; Drosophilidae. The record is from RefSeq and is a predicted model, not a curated record.